AUGCAGUCAGAUAGCAUGCCGUGUCUAUGCUCGCGCUCGCCGCUCGAGAGUGGUGGGAGUGACUACCAGAUUGGACCAUCGACGCUAGGACUUGGUUCUUUGGGCGACCACGCCAGUUAUGCGAGGAGAACUCCAGAUGAUAUACUGCACGACAGCUUGAAUCAAGAACAGCUUCAACUUCACGCAGUCGCAGCCCAUAGUCCCCAUGUAACGCCGUCCACGACCAGAUACGCUUUCCCCUUCCAGGCAGAGAUGAUCGUCGUGCCAGUGGGCACAUUGGCAGAGACAGGACUUUCUUCACAGGACUUGCCGCUACGCACAUCAAUACCCGCGGAGUUGACGGCCGUAUACGACGUCAGACCACCACAAUAUGAAUGGACGCGGCAGCUGUUAUUCUUGGAAGACGAGCUACCUGUGACGCACAGUGAGGACCGAAUGAGUACGUCAACCGAGAAUACCUUUGUGAACGAGUCUAUAAUCGACGGCGAAACUGUACAAUGCACGCCGAAGUUCGACUAUUUGAAUGUCGCAAUCCCUGUUGGAGGACUCCUUGUCGCAGACGAGGCAUUCCUCUAG
Molecule: messenger RNA, 576 nt
Organism: Gloeophyllum trabeum ATCC 11539
Lineage: Eukaryota; Fungi; Basidiomycota; Agaricomycetes; Gloeophyllales; Gloeophyllaceae
Exons: 3
Coding region: 1-576 (191 amino acids)
Source: RefSeq, a predicted model, not a curated record